Molecule: messenger RNA, 1455 nt
Organism: Phanerochaete carnosa HHB-10118-sp
Lineage: Eukaryota; Fungi; Basidiomycota; Agaricomycetes; Polyporales; Phanerochaetaceae
Exons: 4
Coding region: 1-1455 (484 amino acids)
Source: RefSeq, a predicted model, not a curated record
AUGUCUUCCAAUCUCUCCACCCUCGCCCUCGCCAGCGAUGCCACCGUUGUCUCCCAGUACACCCCCGACGAGUACGAGAGGACUUCCUACUAUAACGGCAUCACCGGAGACGGCGACCACCCGGAACUCGUUUACCGUUCAGAUUUCCCCACUACGCCCUCCCCCAAGCCCGUUGGCAGACACGCCCAUCUUCCUGUCAAGUCGCUCCGGGGAAUUUUUGACACCCCGCUCAAUAGUGUCUGGGACACUGUCGCUCCUGAGAUUCAUGAUCUGAUCAAGGCUCGGAAGAUCAACUGGUUGUUUGUCGACCCUGCCCACUUCUUCACGCACGGACUGCCGGGAGAGGAGCACAAGGAGAGUCUUGGUCCUGUCGUCAUAUGGGUUAGUGUCAUUCCUGGCUCUACCUCUUCCGAUACCACCCACGAGGUCUCCCGAGAGAUUCUUACGCUUCUCCUGAAGAAUAGAGUCAAGGAUGCUAUUGUGGAAUGGCGCGAGGCUGUCCUGCAAAGGCUGACAGGUCCACCCCUUAUGCAUCAUGUCAGCAGCAACAAUGCCAUCCACUAUGUCUGUCGCAUCUUCACUGCUCUUCUCCGCAUUCCUUUUGCGACCGAAGGGAUGGAGGAGGAGGAUGUCCAGGGCACUCUCACCCUCUGGUUCCAUGAAAACAAAGACAAGGACGGCAACCCUAGCGACAAGGUUUACAAAGCGAAGGAGAGGCAGGACGCAGAUAACGCGAAAGGGAUCCGCGCAAAUCGACGCAACUUGGAAGACGUGAACGAGGCUAUCGCUGAUCUCAAGGCCUUUUACAACAAAGUCAUGAAGCACUGGUCUGAGAUUAAUCUUCACUGCAACAUUGGCCACGUUCAAUACGCUGCAUCCAUCACGAUCGACAUUGAAGGUGGCACGCUAUAUACAUCGGACUGGGCUGCAUUCUUGGCCGCUGAGGCGAAGGUCAAGGAUGAGUUCAAAAGAUCUAAGUAUUCUCCUCAAGAACUUACAGCAAUGUUCUAUCAUCUGGGUGGUGGUGCGACUACAUUCAAGUUUUCCGAGGAGAGAAAACUCAGGAUUGAGGGUUACGCCACCAAAGAGGACCUCACCAACCCCACAGAGUUUGACAGCAAAGGCCAGCGCUGCCUUAUUGUCGGUAAAAAUGGCAACACUACUGACCUCACUAUUGGACGCUAUGCCGGCCUGAUGUCGUUCACUCUCAACAAAGUUGGCAUCGAGUCCGUCGAGCUCAGCAUCUACAACUCAGGCGUUAAGGGUGUCGAAGCCUUCUCUGCUAAAGAAGACUUGGGUUCCUUCGUCUGGCACAUGACAAACAGCAAAGCUUGCAUUGUUGGCCAACUUCAAUCUGGAAAUAACAAAGGUGGCUCGACCAGCAACCAUGUUACUUAUUGCACCCCUGGCUGGCCAAGCAUCUCUGCCUUUGUGAACAUCUUCUCUGAGUUGUGA